This is a messenger RNA of Tarenaya hassleriana, 664 nucleotides long. Its product is annotated as proline-rich receptor-like protein kinase PERK2. The record is from RefSeq and is a predicted model, not a curated record. Bases 27 to 467 code for a protein of 146 amino acids. The transcript has a single exon. NCBI's taxonomy places the organism in Eukaryota, Viridiplantae, Streptophyta, Magnoliopsida, Brassicales, Cleomaceae.
AGGGAAUCCAAUAGAAAUUAACAGCAAUGGCUUCCUCUUGCAAUCUCUUCUCCAUUGUUAUCUUCGUCGCUGCUCUCUCCUUCGCUUGUAUGAUCGACAGUGGUCUAGCCGCCCGUCACCUCCUCCAACAGCAGCCGCCUCAGCCAUUACCUCAGAUGCCACCGCUGCCGCAGAUUCCAAACCCUACCAUGGGACUGCCUCCGUUGCCAUCUUCAUUUCCACAGAUUCCUAAGAUGCCUACCAUCCCUACAACGGGAUUGCCUCCGUUGCCAUCUUCGCUGCCGCAGCCUUCACUUCCAACUCUUCCCACCGCACAACCUUCUCUCCCGACCAUUCCAACCGCUCUGCCUCCGCUUCCAAAGGUGACUUUGCCUCCUUUCCCGACCGCAAUGCCUUCUCUUCCCACGAAUUUCCCUUCCAUCCCCUUCCUCUCCCCACCUCCUUCAACCUCCACGUCUAGUCCUUGAGAGUCAUUGUCUUCUUUGUUGCAUUUUCUAUGUAUGUUUACCCAUAUUUGUUUACUUUGAAUUUGUCGUUUGGGUUGCUCUUUCGAUACUACACGCAACACGAUGCUUUGAUUUGGUUUUCUUUAGUUUCCCUUAUACCCUUUUGUUAUUGAUAAUAUAUUUUGGAUUUGGUUUGUAUCAUUUGAGUGUUUGAUUUA